AGUUGACUUUUCUGGUUCGAACUCAUUUUGUAGUAUUUUGCUUAGCUAAGUACUGCAAUGAAAAUUUCAACGGUCGCUUUGCUUUUUGCCUUCGCUAUUGGCACUUUGGCCACGGGCACAACAUACGAAAGUUCUGAGCAUCCUGGUAAAUGUGUUUAUUCUGAUUUAGUACUUUUACCAGGAGAGCAUGGGAAACCUGCCGGAAAAUGUGAACAAUUCCAUUGCGAGGCAGGUUUUAAAGGCAGAAUUGAACCAUGUGAUUAUAGGUUCAUUAUUUUGGAACCUCCUUGUUGGUGGGGUGAAAUAGAGGAUCAUAGUAAACCCUACCCGGAGUGCUGCAUGAGGAAGGUUAUUUGCCCCAAAAGCUGGAAAGGCAAAUAAAUGAGUCUCAAGUGUAAAGUAAUGCCGAUUUAGAUUUGACUUUUGGAAAAAAAAAUUUUUUUUGAGUUUGCAGUGAACUAGUAAAAAUAAAAAUUGAUUGUUAA
This is a messenger RNA of Stomoxys calcitrans (stable fly), 485 nucleotides long. RefSeq lists its product as uncharacterized. The record is from RefSeq and is a predicted model, not a curated record. NCBI's taxonomy places the organism in Eukaryota, Metazoa, Arthropoda, Insecta, Diptera, Muscidae. Bases 58 to 381 code for a protein of 107 amino acids. The transcript has 3 exons.